Molecule: messenger RNA, 489 nt
Organism: Dicrocoelium dendriticum
Lineage: Eukaryota; Metazoa; Platyhelminthes; Trematoda; Plagiorchiida; Dicrocoeliidae
Source: the annotation of a GenBank genome assembly
AUGAAACCCCGGGGCGCUGGAGCACCAGGCCGCGCCCCUGUUCCUUCACCGGGCGCCGCUCAACUUUGUUUUUCUUCUCGAAUCGCGCGUGGGACGGAUGGGCUGUAUUAUUUGACCGCGCCUGGGGGGGGGGGUGGACGGGGGGGGGGGGGGUGGGUGCGAGGAGCCAAGGGGUCAUCUUCGGGGGCCGCGGGGCGGCGGGUCAGAUUCGGGGCUUGGGGGCUGGGGUGGGAGGCGGGCGUGGGCCCCCACACAACUUGGGGGGAGGUAGAGGCGCCAGGGGUGUGGAGUGCGUCGCGGGGUGGGGGGGGGGCCGCCGGGCGGGUAGGGGGGGCACGGGUGGCACGGGGGAGGAGGGGUAGGCGGGGGCGGAUGGGGCAUAAGGAGGCGGGGCAGCCGGGCGGGGACGGGGCGGCAGGGAUCGGGGGGGGGUUGGGUAGCUUGGGGCGCGGUGCCACGGGGGAGCGAGGGGGGGCGGGGGGGACGUAG